Molecule: messenger RNA, 2201 nt
Organism: Coccomyxa subellipsoidea C-169
Lineage: Eukaryota; Viridiplantae; Chlorophyta; Trebouxiophyceae; Coccomyxaceae
Product: cysteine proteinase
Exons: 12
Coding region: 1-1647 (548 amino acids)
Cellular component (GO): lysosome
Molecular function (GO): cysteine-type endopeptidase activity
Source: RefSeq, a predicted model, not a curated record
AUGGGAAAGCGACCACAAGUCGGGUCGCUGGUGGUUUACAACUUCUCGCUGCCCUACGAGAAGACCGUCCAGAAGGAUGGCUUGGUGUACCCCGUGGUGUUCUGGAGGGAUGCUGAGCGCGGAGUGUCGCGAAUGGACACCUUUGGAGGCAGGAACAUCCUCAUCAGCACCAAGGACAAGGAAAUCGAGAUCAUGCCGCGGCUGCAGAAGCUCAUCUGCAAGGUCAACAAGCCCGAUGCUGACGACGAGUCUCUGGUGGAUGCGCCGGUACUUCCUGAUGUGUCAAGUUGGGACUACAAUGGGACCGUGGAGUUGCGUGGGCAGCAGGCGCACCUCUGGGUGUACGAGAAGAGCCACGGCGCCAAGGUGACGGUGUACAAAUUCUACGUGGCCGAGGACGGCGCGCCGAUGCGGCUGCACAUGGACGGAAACGACAUGUUUAGCGGCGCGCAUUUCGACGAGUACAUCGCAGACUACGAGUACCUCAAGGCCGGCCCGGUGGACGCCGCUAUAUUUGAGCCGCCCGCCAUCUGCGACGGGCAGCAGGAGCAAAGCCUCGCGCAUCCGCCCUCGUUCCCUCUCAGGAUGGCUGCCCUGCUGCCUUCUGUCCGCAUCGAGGGUGGAGAUGAGCUGUAUGACGAGUUUGCGGCGGCGCACGGCCGGAGGCACGGGUCCGCGGCCGAGUACGAGCACCGCCGGGGCGUGUUCCACAGCAACCGCCUGUACGUGGACACACACAAUUCAGCCCAGCGCAACUACUCCCUCGCACUCAACCGCUAUGCUGACUGGUCCCAGGAGGAGUUUGAGGCGGUGAUGCUGCCGAGGCAUGGGGCGGCCGGGGGCCUGGUGGCACGCAGGCGCGGCGCAGAUUCCGGAGAGCUGCCGUACGAGCGCCUGGCGCCUGCCUGGCGGGUUCCCCGGGGCGUCGACUGGCGGGGCACCGGCGCUGAUGGCGUUGUGAAGGACCAGGCCACCUGCGGCUCCUGCUGGGCCUUUGGCGCUACUGCUGCACUGCAGGGCGCCUACUGGGCCGCCACAGGCAAGGCGACGAGCUUCAGCGAGCAGCAGCUGAUGGACUGCUCCUGGAAAUUUGGCGCAAACCACGCCUGCGAUGGAGGUGAUUAUGACAACGCCAUCGACUAUCUGGUCAACGUGGGAGGUAUUGCCAAGGAGAAGGACUACGAGUACCUGGGCCAGGAUGACUUCUGUGGCAACCCCUUCAUGGCCGACACCAAGAGACCCAGCUCCUCCCUCGUCAAAGUCAAGGGGUACUCGUAUGUGCCGCCCCAUGAUGACGAGGCACUGAUGGAGGCUGUCUACUCCCGAGGCACCAUCGCUGUUUCCCUCGACGCCUCCCAGCCCACCUUCCGCUUCUACGCCUCAGGGACGUAUGACGAGCCGAACUGCAUGUGGAAGUCUGAUGACCUGGACCAUGCUGUGGCGCUGGUGGGCUAUGGCACGGAUGAGGCCGGCGUUGACUACUGGAUCAUCAAGAAUUCCUGGUCCAACCACUGGGGAGACGGCGGCUUCAUCAAGAUUGCCCGAGGGCACCACGGCUGCGGCAUCACCAGUGAUCCCGUCUACGCGGUCUUUGACGGCAAGCACCGCUUCGAGCUGCCCCAGGACGAACCAGCGCCCAGCGCAUAAAUCGGGCGUAUACAGCUGCGACCUCUGGCGCGCGCUGCAUGGUCGACUGCUCCAUUGCAGUCAGCUUUCCAGGAUGUGAGGCUGCAGUGCUUGCACCAAGGGUGUUUUGCUGAGUACGCAGCGCAGCGCAGCGCUGCUGCAGGGGAGGGUUGAGCUGGUGGUGUGCACCGGCCCCUGGGUGAGGUGUGCCGCGCCAGCACUGUAUUUUUUAUUCUGUAUUGAUGAAGUGUGCUCUUCAUGCAGCCUGGCUCAGGCGCAUUGCCUGGGUGCAGUUCCAGGCAUGCUUGCUGACAGAACAUUCAUUCUUGCUGAGGGUGAGAGGGAGUGGUAUUGCCGUGGUGACCACGCAGAUUUUCUUGCACUCAUGACGCCUGACCCAAACCGGUCUCCUGACUCAUUCUUGCGCUGGCAUGAACAAUGUCACAGCUAAUGUGAUGUGUUUGCCAAAGACAAUGUCUGUUUGGAAAUGAAUGUGCCCUACAGUCAUAAGAGUAGCCAGAAUCAUCUUGCCAGGAGCCUCCUGAGGACGAUCCUAGUAAUAUCCAAGGACGUGU